AUGAAGAUCAAGAAACAGGCUACAUCGCGACAUGAGUCGACUCUGUCGCCGAUGAUAGCAGACUUCGUCAAGGCAACCGAGUCAAUACCGCUAUUCCAGCUGCCCGCACAUCUCGCCUCCUUCCCUAGGCACUGGCCCUUUCCCCGCGGUGACGCAUAUCACUGGAUCCCCGCCCUCAACCGCUUCGACCACAUCCUCGAGCUGUUCAAUAAGGAGUAUGGCCUGGCAGACGGACCGCAGACGCAGUCCUUCCAGCGCCGACUACUGCUCAAGGGCGAUGUCGAGGAAGGAAGCACCAGCUCGGAGCAGACUACAACCGAUGCUGUCCUGGAUACCCUGCACGUAUCACAGGAUGGCGAUCGCGAGCUGAUCGAGCAGAUCCUCAACUUCACGCGCAUGCUCUUGGAGAACUGCGGCAAUCGUAGUCUGUACUCUAGCAGCGAGCGCUUGGACAAGCUACUAAACACGACUUCCACAUCUCUUCUCAAAGCUACGCUUCGUCUAGGUCAUCGACUCGCUCAGCGCUACGCCGCCGCACGCAUGCGCCUGGCUCCGGCCACCCUCCACCCAUCUCUUCUCUCCAGCCACUACAACAUCAAUCUCGACAAGGUCCAGAAGCUGGCCAGCCCAUUCGCAAAAGGCCCCGCCACAGCAGUACCAGUGUUCGGCACACCAGCAGGCAAAGGCAAGGAGCGCGCUGGCAGCACUGAUAAGAUUAGUCCAUCUGAUCUCGUUGCCAUGUACUCCAUGUCCGAAGCAUCGAUGAAGCAGGAGUUCGGAGGCGUCCUCAUCUCGUACUAUGAACCCACUCCCUCGUCCGAAGCAGAGAGCAGCAAAUCGGCUUCCAUAGACACACCCGCACCCACAACACCGACUCCAGUGCGAAGGACGUCAAGCAUGAACCCUAACCGAACACCGCGACAGCCUCAGCCUCCGCCCGCUACCGAUUCACCGAGCACGCCAGUCUUCACACCCGGACAACCCAGUAGUACAACGAAUGGGCCCAAGACUUUCGAGCUGUCAGCCGAGAAGGUGGUCAAGACCGACAUCCACGACCUUAUUAAGGAAGGACUAGCACGUCUACCGGAAACAGCCCAAUACGAAUUCCUCCACAAGCUUCGCACCGCGAAGAUGUUUCACGAGGGACACGCAGGGCGCGACAGUGCAGUCGCCAUCCGUCUUCUAUCCAUCGCAAACAUUGGCUACGUACAUGUCGAGAAGGAGUUCAUGGCAAAGCUGGGUCAGCAAGAUGCAGAUGAGCCACGCCGGUUACAACUUGCCUACCAGCUCUCUGAGCUGGUCCAUCCGCCAGGCAACGGUGAGACUGGAAUCUCGACAGAAUUGCAGACUUACGCCAUGAGCGCUCUUGAGGCGCUCGCAAAGCACAAGUCGAAAGCGCCUGAUGUUUGUACCGCCCUCAGCGUCAACGUUAACCAUGGUGUACUUUUCUACGUUGUGCGCAAGCUCGUCGCUGGACUUGGCGAAGAGACAGGUAACCCUGAUGAUGUCGAAGAAGAUGAGUGGCGCGAUGCUUUGUUCUCUCUUCUGAACACUCUACCUACUUCUCAAACGCGCACUGGUGAGCAGAUGGUGGCCGCUGGUCUUCUGGAGAUUCUAGUCGAUGUCCUCAAGCUGCGUACCGCUAAGGCAGAACGCAACCACCCUAAGAUUCUCAACUUCCUUGACACAUUCGUCUAUAACCUGCGCGACGCCUUCUCAGCCCUUGUAGCCGCGAAGGGACUUGAAAUCAUCGCUGAUCUGAUGCAAUACGAGGUCGACACUUCUAAGAAGCUCGCAGAAGAGGACAAGGGCAUGCCCAAGGAGUACAAGACGCAGCUUACUGAUUAUCAAAUUCCGUUCUACCACCAGCAGAGUCUACGCUGGCUUUUCAAGUUCCUCAACCAUAUGAUGUCGCAUACAGGCGGAAAUUUCGAUCGCCUGAUGCGAAACUUGCUUGACUCGCAACAGCUGCUCAGCAGCUUGCGCACUGUGCUAUCCAAUGCCAAGACGUUUGGCUCAACUGUCUGGAGUAUGGCUGUCACAAUCCUCACCAGCUUCAUCAACAAUGAGCCCACUAGCUAUCAAGUCAUCGCCGAGGCGGGUCUUAGCGAUGCGUUCCUGGAGACUGUGGCUGGAGAGCCCGCUUCAGAAGCAAUCGCUGCAGCCAACGCUGAUGUGAGUGCUUCAACACCAUCGACAUAUCCUCCACGAGAAGCUGGAAAGUCACUUGCGGAGGGUAUCUUGCCUGUCGCCGAAGCCAUUUCGACUUUACCACCGGCCUUCGACGGCAUCUGCUUAGCUGAGGCUGGUAUGAAGUUAUUUCAGUCAUCAAUCGCACUUGAGCGAUUCUUUGAGAUUUUCGAGAGUCCUGCCCAUAUAAAAGCACUUGAUGCUGAUACCGAGAUGCCUACCUUGAUCGGAAACUCUUUCGAUGAGCUGGUGCGCCAUCACCCACCUCUGAAGGCACGUGUUCUUUCAUGUCUCAGCGAAUUGAUAGCGCGCGUGGUUCAACUCUGCGCCGAGAAGGCCGACAAGGAAGGUGUAGGAGCUAAGCUUUGGUCCGAGGACGCCGCUGGUAAGCUGACCGUCGCUGGCGGCCGCCAAGCCCUUUCUGGGCCACGCUCUCAGCAGAGCACAGCCCAAGCUUCGGAAUCUACAGCUACCGACGUAGAGAUGAAGGAUGCUGAUGACACUGCUAACGAACCAGUCGCUUACGACCAAAUCACUGAGACCGAAGACAGCACCAAGGGCCCUACUACCGGUCAAUACAUCCGCGUUCUGUGCCGCUUCCUCUCUGGAUUCUUCUCAAAUCACGCCAUGUGCGCUGCGUACGUCGAGCUCGAUGGUGUAGACAAGAUUCUUGACAUCUCAAGCCUUGCCUGCUUAGAUCCAAAGGCAAGUGAGUACCGCAGCAUGUGUGAGCAAUUCGGCCAUGUUGUCCAAGUACUCGUCGAGCAGAAGCCGCAUAUCGCAGUGCCAUCUCUGAUCAAACGUACACAAGCAGCCUUGGAGCACUUGCAGCCUCUCCUCGACCACACCGGCAAGCAGGCUUUCUUCGCACCUUUUACCAGUUCUGGUACUUCCCAGAACACUGAGAAUUUGCAACGAGGCACACAAUACGUCAAAGCCCUAGUUUCUGCCCAUACUCUCGUCGGAGCUAUGACCUUAACAUUCCAGAGCCAGAUGUAUACUACCCGCUCUUCGCACAAUGUGUCUAGCCAAGUCAAUCUCGCCGAUGUGUAUGCACGUCUCGUGGAUAGCCUCGGAAGAUUACAUCGAAGCUGUGUAUGGGAGGAGUUGUUACUACAGCGUAACAUGCCUACAGAAUGGGAGAAGGAGACCCGUAUCACUAGCUCAGGCUUCGGAAACGACGAAGCCGACAAUGUGUUCCGAAUUGGAAACAGUGCUACCGAAUCGCCAAGCAACGGUGACGCUGCUGCUCCUGGCUCGACCUCAGAGAACCCUGUCGCGAGCCAGAAUAGUGCGCAAUUCAAGAACACGCAGACUCUCCGCAAUCUGCUUAGCAGAAUACCUACCGAGGUUGCACCGUUCUUCCAGUCGCUUGGUAAACUCCUCUUGUUCCGCCGCAGCUUGGAGGCUUACCAGAGGCAAUGUGCUACUGUUGUGUCAGACCAACUUGCUCAGGCCGUCAUCGAUCAGCUCGAAUACGAGGGUCCGAAAGAAUCGGAGAUCAUUGAAGACCGGUAUGCGUACUGGAUUGUCAUCCUGACAUCCUUGUCGCAGCUCAUCGUUGAGCCAAACCUUGAUCGAUCACAAGCUUUGACGCUGCUACUCGUAUCUUUCCGCAACCUAGGUGGAUUCGAUGUUCUAGCGAACAUUCUCAACCAAUUCUACCAAUCGGCGCUCAAGCUUACCUUGAAGCAGAUGGACGACACCACCAGCGAGGAGACGAAGCGACUGCUCAACCUGUCGCUUGGAGGCAUCAAGAUUAUUUUGGCCUUUUACUCUCAGAUCAUUAACUUCAAGGUAAUCUCAGAGUCUCCGCAGACGUCAUCCAUGCAAACCCGGCCAGAUCGCGAUCGGGAGCGGUCUGACUAUUUCUUGACUGCACAAUUCCUCGUCGAGCUCCGGUACGCUGUGAUUGUUCCUGUCGAGAAGAUUUGGAAUUCGGAUCUCAUCGAUAAAGCAACCACGUCAAUUGUGAAGACGUCUAUCAAUAUUCUAAAAUCUGUUCUUGAGUGUGAAGGCGAGCACGGAGCGUGGAAGAGUAUCGACAAGAUUCCAAAGCGUAGCAAGCCUAUCAUCAAGCCUUGGUCUGCUAGGAAUGGAGACCACUUGCCGCGUCUGAAGGAAAACGGACACGAGGAGAGCCUGGCCGAAGAAGCCCUGUAUCGCUGCUGCGACAACUUCAACAUGGCAAAUGAGUACUGCAAGAACCAGGCCCGUCCAGGUGUUUCCAGGAACCCUAUCCCACAGUAUGAGAUUCAAGCGCGUGGCCCGCCAUCCACCUCGCCGAGCCGAGCUGAAGUGGUGGUCCCCGAGCAUCCAGAUGAUGCUAGUAUGACAUCAAGCGAAGUAACGCGGGAUGAAGAUGGGUCUGAGCAGCCGGAGACACAGUCGGUUCAGAUGGAAGACGCCGACACUUCGACUGCAGAGACAGAAGCGCCUACGUCUACUACACCUGUACCGGGUGAUCAGCCGAGUCAGGCACCUGCUGUACCGCAGGAUACUCUUGCUUAUCAAAAGCGGAUGGCUAACGGAAAUACAACACAGCUUGUUGCACUAGACAUGUUGGAUGAACAGCGAACCAAGCUCCGUGAGAGACUUGUUGAGCAAUCUCUUGACGUGCUCAACACGCACGAGGAUGUCACCUUCGAGCUUGCCGAUCUCAUCUCAGCCGCCGUUUCAAAGGCACCAGAUCCAUCCGAGAUGCGUGGGGAGAUUGGCAUGAUGCUAGUGCAGUCUCUCAUGUCACUGCAGAGUGACGACGACUUCCGAAAUCAGGGCAAGAAGAUAGCAGCUUCAGCCCAUCUUUUGGCCUUGAUACUACAAGAGAAGGAUUUCUACGAUGUCAUUGUUGAGCAGCUUAAGGAACAUUUCACUACGUUGCUGGGCUUCAUCAAAAUCUUCCCAGAUCAAUCUCCGGAAGAUUCAUCGCCUUGGAUCGGCCAGGUCUUGCUUAUCGUCGAACGACUACUAGCUGAGGAUCAACUUCCGCACCAAAUCUCAUGGACUCCGCCAACGGAAGAGUCAACAGAAGAGACCACAGUUGACGAGCUACCACAGCCGAUUGUCAGUGUCGAGGAGAAAGAUCUGCUGUUCAAUGCAAUUAUCGAAAUGCUGCCUCGCAUCGGGAAGGAUGAGUCGUUGGCUCUAUCCGUGACACGAGUACUGGCCAUGCUUACCCGCACUCGUAAGAUAGCGACCCGUCUCGCAGAGAAGCGCAACAUUCAGCGGCUGUUCCUUAUGGUCAAGCAACUUGCGGGCAUCACCAACGAAGGCCUGCGUAGCGCUUUCAUGAUUGUCCUCCGCCACAUGAUCGAAGAUGACGAGAUGAUUCGACAGAUCAUGCGUACCGAGAUUCAGCAGAUGUUUGAGUCGCGCGACCGAAGACAGACAGACACUACUGGCUACACUCGCCAGAUGUACGCGCUAGCCAUUCGUGCACCCGAGAUCUUCGUCAAAGUCACCAACGAGAAACUCCAGCUCAAGGGCUUCGAUCCCAACCAGCGACCACAAGCUCUGAUGCUCAAGAAGACUGAGCCACCUUCAACUGAAGGAGCGAGCAUCGUGGAAUCCUCGGAGGUCACUGCGGAGGCUGACAAACCAAAGGAAUCUAGCGAAGCGCCUAAGCAGCCAUUCCUCGAGCGAACAAAGACUUCGGAUCUCAAGGUUCCUGUAGUUGAGAACCCUGACGGCGUCAUCCACUACCUGCUCUGCGAGCUGCUAGCUUAUAAGGAAGCAGAGGACAAGCCUGAGGCUGCCAAGCCAAAAGAGAGCGCACCUGAAGCGCAGGCAAGCAAUGAGUCGGGCUCAGACGCCGCUACUGCCGCCCCUGCUGCUGCUUCCACUGAGGCCGCCAAACCCGAAAAACCCGUAUUCAAGGCCGAAGAGCAUCCAAUUUACAUCUACCGCUGCUUCAUCUUGAAGUGUCUCUCCGAGCUCGUACAGAGCUACAACCGCACAAAGAUUGAAUUCAUCAACUUCUCCAGGAAGGCAGACCCUUACACCGUGACACCAUCGAAGCCUCGCUCGGGCGUCCUGAACUAUCUCCUCAAUAACGUUGUUCCUAUCGGGAGCCUGAACCAUGAAGGGGACCUUGCUUUCAAGAAGAAGCUGUUGACAUCGAACUGCGCAAUCGACCUUAUCGUUUCGCUCUGCAACAAGACUGGAGAGUUUGCCCUGCCCAAGACCGAUGUGCCGAUCUCACCAUAUGUUGAGGCUGAGCCAGACUUACUCUUCGUGCGCAAGUUCGUCCUUGAGCAUGCCCUGAAGGCAUUUAAGGAUGCCAACGCUUCGGACGAGCCGCUCGACAUGAAGUACUCUCGUCUGCUAAGUAUCGCCGACAUCUUCUCCAGGAUGGUGUCGCAGCGUCCAAAUGGCGAGAUGCUUACCCAGAACGCCGAUCUGACUCCUAACCUGAAGCAGAUGGCAAAGAUCAUGUAUGAGAAGAACUUUGUCACUAUCCUCACAACGGCGAUCUCAGACAUCGACCUCAACUUCCCGAACGCUAAGCGCGUGGUUAAGUACAUCCUCAAGCCUCUAAAGUGGCUUUGUUACGUCGCCAUGGAUCUGAGUAUGCACUACGAUACCUCUUCAGCCCCAGACUCCGCCGAUGAGUACGAGAUUUCGACCGCAUCCGAUGACGAUCUCAUUGGCAACGGGCGCGAGGAGACGCCUGAUUUGUUCCGCAACUCCACACUGGGCAUGUUCGAAGCCCACGAGUCAGAAUCGGACGAAGACUCGGAAGAUGAAGAGGGUGAAGAGAUGAUGUACGAUGACCCUUACGCGGAUGAUAUGGAGUACGAUGAAGGCGAUAUUGGUGACGACGAUGUCGUUUCCGAUGACGAUGAAGAAAUCCUCGAGAUGGACAUCGAUGGCAUGGGUCCAAUUGAAGGUCUUCCUGGUGAUGUCGAUGUUGAGAUCGAACUUGACGAUGAUGGCAACGCCAUGGGCUCUGAUGAUGAUUCAGAAGAUGAUGAGGAAGACGACGAGGAUGAGGACGAUGAUGACAUGGACGAUAUGGAUGAUGAUGGUGACGAUGGCAUGGAUGAUAUGGAAGAGGCCAUGGACGCUAUGGAAGAGGUGACAGGUGAUGACGAGAACGCUAGCCUCGCCGAGGACCAAGAGGAUGACUGGAGCGACGAUCCAGACGAUUUCCCUGGUGGCCCCAACGGCGACGCUAACAUGCCGCCGGGCGCGCUGGGCUUCGUCCUUGAUCCACCUCAGCUUCUUGAGCAGAUGCGUCAGCAAGGCGGAGAUCUCGAGGAUUUCCUAGAUGACAACAUGGAAGAAGAAGGUCCGUUACUGCAUAGGAUAGAACAACAUCUUGAACCCCAACUAACCCAAUUAGAUAUGGAUGAUGAGGAAGAGGAAUAUGACGAAGAUAUUCACUACGAUCCUGGCAUGGAGGACGACGACGACGCCAUGCCGGAAAUUGCAUGGGGUGGUGGCUGGGAAGACCCUCAACCCCCUACUGUUCGACAUACCCACCGCCUCAGUCCAUGGAUGUUCCCAGCAGGUCCAGGCGAUCGCAUCCUUGUACCAGCUUACCGCUCACAUCGCCCAGGUGCUGGUCCCCGCGUCACUGACGAUGGUAUUAACCCUCUGCUUCAGCGAGGCGGUCGCUCCGCUGGACGAGAUGGCCUACCACGCAACGAAGGCAACAGCGACUGGGUUCACGCCAUCGAAGGUCGCGGUCCUCGUGUCUUUAGUCAAAAUGACAGCCCUGUCUCAUUCAUCAGCAACUUGUUGAACGCGAUGAGCUCCGGCGCUAGCGGUCCGACAUUACACCAGCAUGGUGGCGCGCUGCAUCUUUCUUUCAGCAACUCCAUGGGUAUGCCACCUUUUGAUAGUGGUAUGCGCCGUGAUAUUGCUCGCAUGCGAGAGAACUACACAUCGCGCACUGCUCGCGAAGACCCACACUCUGCGGUAGCUUUCGCCAAGGUAUACACCAGCCAGCGCUGGCAGGAAGAAGCUAGAAUUCUCUACGGCCCUGCGGCAAUCGAGAAGAGCAACCGGGUCAUCAACUCCAUCCUAAAAGUCAUGGUUCCACCCGCCAUGGAGGCAGCGAAGAAGCGUCUAGAAGAGCGCCAGGCAGAAGUCGCCCGCAAGCUUAAGGAAGAGCAAGAGGAGAAGGAGAAGCAGGAGCGUGAAGAAUGCGAGAGACGUGAGGCACAAGAAAAGGAGGAUCGCGAGCGACAGGAACGCGAAGCCGCUGAAGCCGCGAGCCGAGCUCCAGAGCAACCUGCAGAGGACGAAUCCAAGGCGGAGCCUGAGACUGCACCGGAAGCGCAAGCGAUGGAGGGCGUUGAGGCUGGAGAAUCCUCGACACAACCCGCCGCUGCUGAGUCGACCCCUGCAGAACCUGCUGGGCCACCUCCACAACGUAUCACGACCAUGAUUCGAGGUCAUGAGUACGACAUUACGGAUCUGGGUAUCGACACCGAGUAUCUGGACGCUCUUCCUGAAGAUCUACGUGAAGAAGUCUUGAUGCAGCAGGUGGCUGAGCGUAGAGCAGAACAACGGGCUGCAGCACGACGACAAGAACAAGCGCAGCAGCAGUCGCAAGCCCCGGCACAAGCACAAGCUCCUGCUGCACCCGAAGAGGCAGGAGCAGCAGGUGAAGUUCCUACAGAUAUCAACGAGGACUUCCUAGCAGCACUUCCUGCAGAUAUUCGAGCCGAGCUGCUUGCGCAAGAAGCACAAGAGCGUCGACGCCGAGAGCGCGAAGAGAAUCGCCGUCGCAACCAAGCCAACGCUGGUGCCCCUCCUCCACAAGCAGAAGAGAUGGAUCCUGCAAGCUUCUUCGCGUCACUGGACCCUAAUCUACGAGCUGCUGUGCUCAUGGAUACGGACGAAGACAUCUUGCGCCAGCUACCACCAGAAUUAUCUGCAGAAGCUCGAGCGAUGGGAGGUGAUCGUCGGUUACAUCAGUUCAACGACUUCGGCUAUAGACGAGGUGAUCGCCGUGCCCAGCCUGAUGAUCCGUCGCAGAAGAAGAAGACUCGUCCUUGUGUACAAAUGCUUGACAAAGCCGGUGUCGCGACACUUCUUAGACUCAUGUUCAUCCCACAGCAGGGAAGCGCAAAGGGUAGCCUGAGCUCCAUCUUGCGCUACGUUUGUGAGAAUCGCCAAAAUCGUGCAGAGGUCAUCAGCAUCCUGCUCAGCAUUCUUCAAGAUGGAAGUGCUGACGUAAAUGCUGUCGAGAAGAGCUUCGCGCAACUGUCAAUUCGAGCCAAGCAGCCUCAGCAACCAGCGGACAAGACCCCGAAGAUCUCCCGCAAAAACGGCGCUUUAUCAAUCAACGCUGACGUCUCUCCACUUAUGGUUGUUCAGCAAUGUCUUAACACGCUUACCCAGCUGACAGAGAAGAACCCCGCUGUCUGGCAAUUCUUCCUGACCGAACAUGAGACGGGCGUUGGAUUCAAGAACCGCGCCAAUCGCAAGGGCAAGGCUAAAGAGACCAAGGCGAAUAGGUAUCCGGUCAACGCUUUACUUACCUUGCUCGACCGCAAGCUCAUCGUUGAGAGUUCCACCAUCAUGGAGCAAUUGACGACACUGCUGAAGGUCAUCACCGCACCGCUGCAGGUUCUCAAAAAGGAGAAGGAGAAGGCUACUGAAGAGGCGAAGAAGGAGGCCGAGACAUCUGCGGAUGGCCAGGCCACCGAGAACCAGCCUGCCGAUACUGCAGCCAUAGAGGCUCGUCCUGAAGGCCAAGAUACGGAGAUGACGACCGCUUCUGAAAACGCUGCUCAGUCUGAAACCGCUACUGCUGAGGGCGAAGGUAGCAUUUCCAAGCCUGACGAGUCAAAGGCCGAAGACGACAAGACGAAGAAACACCGCACUCUCACACCGCCCGAUGUGCCUGAAGUCAACCUUCGACUUGUCGCCAAGAUUCUGGCUGCUCGGGAAUGCAAUAGUAAAGUAUUCCAGGAGACUCUCAACGUCAUCAGCAAUCUUUCGCCCAUACCUGGUGCGAAGGAGGUCUUUGGCCAAGAAUUGCUGGGGAUUGCUAAGGAUCUGGCCAGCUCAACACUCCAUGACCUUACCAGCUUGACGGUUCAAGUCUCAAAGGCAAGCUCGCCUACUGAUGUCCAAGGCAUCGCACUUGCCAAAUUCUCCCCAGCAAGCUCCGACCAAACUAAACUGCUCCGGGCCCUGACGGCACUUGACUAUCUCUUUGAUCCAUCACGUGACAGCAGGGACAAGCCUGAAUCUGCUGCAGAGGCACUCGAGCCCGCUCAAAAGGAAGAUAUCCUCUUGACCUUGUAUGAGGAUCGAGCUUUCGCGCCCCUGUGGGAGAAGCUUAGUGAGUGUCUGACGGUCAUCCGCCAGCGUGGCAACAUGCUCAAUAUCGCUACCACACUCCUUCCGCUGAUUGAGAGUCUCAUGGUUGUGUGCAAGAACACUACUCUCAAGGAGAUGCCCUUGUCUAAGAUGAUGCCCAAGGAAUUCGCCUUAUCUAGCCCACCGCCUGAAAGCAGGAUGGAGAAUCUGUUCUUCAACUUCACUGAAGAGCAUAGGAAGAUUCUCAACGAUCUUGUUCGCCAGAAUCCUAAGUUGAUGAGUGGCACAUUCUCUCUUCUCGUCAAGAAUUCCAAGGUACUGGAGUUCGACAACAAGCGUAACUACUUCAACCGAAAACUCCACUCCCGAGGCGGCGACCGACAAGCACAUCCGCCUCUGCAGCUUUCUGUCCGCCGAGACCAAGUCUUCUUGGACUCUUUCAAGUCGCUGUACUUCAAGUCAGCCGACGAGAUGAAGUUUGGCAAGCUCAGCAUCCGCUUCCACGGCGAAGAAGGUGUUGACGCUGGUGGUGUUACUCGCGAAUGGUUCCAGUCCAUCUCACGCCAGAUGUUCAACGCCGACUACGCUCUCUUCGUACCUGUUGCUUCCGAUCGCACGACAUUCCACCCCAACCGCCUCAGUUCUAUCAACCCUGAGCAUCUGAUGUUCUUCAAGUUCAUUGGUCGCAUCAUCGGUAAAGCGCUCUACGAAGGUCGCGUUCUGGACUGCCAUUUCAGCCGAGCGGUCUACAAGCAAAUCAUGGGUAAGCAGGUUAGCCUCAAGGACAUGGAGACACUUGAUCUGGAGUACUACAAGUCCCUGGAAUGGAUGAUUCAUAACGAAAUCACGGACAUUAUCACGGAAACCUUCUCAGUGGAAGUCGAGGCCUUCGGUGAGAUGCAGACUGUCGACCUCAUUGAGAACGGUCGUAACAUUCCGGUCACCGAAGACAACAAGCACGAGUACGUUCGCCUCAUCACUGAGCACCGUCUUGUCGGUGCCGUCCAAGAGCAACUUGAGAAUUUCCUCAAGGGCUUCCACGACAUCGUCCCCGCUGAACUCGUCUCCAUCUUCAGCGAACAAGAACUCGAACUUCUCAUCUCCGGUCUUCCUGACAUCAACGUGGACGACUGGAAGAACAACACCGAGUACCACAACUACACGGCCGCCUCACCACAGAUUCAAUGGUUCUGGCGCGCUGUCCGAACGUUCGAGAAGGAAGAGCAGGCCAAGCUGCUGCAAUUCGUUACUGGUACUAGCAAGGUGCCACUGAAUGGUUUCAAGGAACUCGAGGGCAUGAACGGGUUCAGCAAAUUCAACAUUCAUCGCGAUUAUGGGAGCAAGGAUCGUUUGCCGAGUAGUCAUACUUGCUUUAACCAACUUGAUCUCCCCGAGUAUGAAACUUAUGAGGAUCUGCGUAAAGCCUUGUACACCGCUAUGACGGCUGGUGGCGAGUACUUUGGAUUCGCCUAG
Molecule: messenger RNA, 11943 nt
Organism: Alternaria postmessia
Lineage: Eukaryota; Fungi; Ascomycota; Dothideomycetes; Pleosporales; Pleosporaceae
Exons: 3
Coding region: 1-11943 (3980 amino acids)
Biological process (GO): proteasome-mediated ubiquitin-dependent protein catabolic process; protein polyubiquitination; positive regulation of protein catabolic process
Molecular function (GO): ubiquitin-protein transferase activity
Source: RefSeq, a predicted model, not a curated record